Oncorhynchus keta (chum salmon) is the source of this 1448-nucleotide messenger RNA. RefSeq names its product tumor protein p63-regulated gene 1-like protein. The transcript is spliced from 4 exons. NCBI's taxonomy places the organism in Eukaryota, Metazoa, Chordata, Actinopteri, Salmoniformes, Salmonidae. Gene Ontology annotation, cellular component: cytoplasm. The record is from RefSeq and is a predicted model, not a curated record. Bases 1005 to 1448 code for a protein of 147 amino acids.
UAAACUGAUUAUUUGUUUGUAGGGUGAAUAGCUGGCUAUAAGCUAGGCCUGUAACGACAAUGUAUGGGUGGCAUGGGUAAUGGGUAAUACCUGAGCCACAUUUGAAUAUAGAACUUUACAUUGAAUUGGUAUCAGAUAUACGGCAGUUGACUGCAGGCGACAGCCUUCUCAAGCCGUUCAACCAUUUAGACUACAAGAAAGCGGCGUUAUUUUGGAACUUACGCUUUUUGCUCGUUAAAUGCUAAAUAGCUCUGACCCAGGGAGAAGUGUCGCCUUCCUUCGCUACUGGCCCAGUGUACAGAUUGUCCAGCACCGAAACUACCGUGAACAACAAGUGUGUUGUGUUUCCGUGUACGUCUCCGUGGCUGCCCAUUUAACUACAACACGGAACAAGGAAACACCUGAUGCCCUGCAGUUGCGCAUCUUUCACUGACUCUCAUACCACUCGUUUCCCUCUUGACAACAAUACGUCCCAGAGUCCACAAAUACCAACUGAUCUCAUCAUAGGACAAUGUCUGAGGGUAAAACGGUCACUUCCAAGGCUGUGGAGCUGGAGCCCCCAGAACUAGGACCAGAGACCCAGUCCUCCUCUCGUCUGGACCCGACCCAGACCUCCCCUCGGCCCCAGAGUCAACCUGACCCCCAGAGCAACCAGCCGCCCCAGAGUCAACCUGACCCCCAGAGCAACCAGCCGCCCCAGAGUCAACCUGACCCCCAGAGCAACCAGCCGCCCCAGAGCAACCAGCCGCACCAGAGCAACCAGCCGCACCAGAGCCCCCAGGCCCAGAGCCCCCAGGCCCAGAGUCCCCAGGUCCCAGAGAGUGGUCAUCCCGAGGUAGAGACAGAGGAGAGUGGGUGUGCUGCCCCUACACCUGAUACUGGAGCUGGAGCUAGGGAUGUAGCUGGAGCUAGGGAUGUAGCUGGAGCUAGGGAUGUAGCUGGAGCUAGGGAUGUAGCUGGAGCUAGGGAUGUAGCUGGAGCUAGGGAUGUAGCUGGAGCUAGGGAUGGAGCUGGAGCUAGGGGAUGUAGCUGGAGCUAGGGAUGGAGCUGGAGCUAGGGAUGGAGCUGGAGCUAGGGAUGGAGCUGGACCCGGGGAUGGAGCUGGACCCGGGGCCAAGGGGAACCGUUGGACUUCUGCACUAAAUCAGUUCAAACUCAAGAGGUUCUUUGUUUUGAGGCCUGGGACCCUGGACCAAUCCCUAGAAGACAUCAAGGCGCUGAUCAAUGAGGAGGACGGAUCCGUCCACGGUGUCUGGCUCAUGGCUGAGGUUGACCAUUGGAACAACGAGAAAGAGCGUGUAGUUCUGAUCACAGACAACUCCCUGCUGGUCUGUAAGUACGACUUCAUCAUGCUCAACAUUGAGCAGAUACAGAAAAUCCCUCUCAACUUCAUAGACCGCAUCUCCCAUGGCAACUUCAGCUUCCCCCAGCGGUCUCUCCUCAAGUGA